UUCAAAUACUCCUGCACUGAAUAUGGGCCAAAAGGUUUAUUGUAAAUUCUUCCGACCACAAGGGGGAGAAUGGACUUGACAAAAAGAAACACGGAGGAUUUUUUUUUUUUUUUUGUGCAUAUCUUUAAAAAAUGAAAGAUGUGUGUUCUUGGGAAACGUUGGCUUUUACACAGCAAACGUUUAAAGUGUAAUAGUAACAAAAAUAUUGAAUAGAAGUGUUUUUUCCGCUCAUCUCGUAGUCUCUGAGCUGACGUCAGUGAGAGCGCAGCCCACUGGCGGUGGGCUGGAGCUGCUGCUGAUAUAUGGAGCGAUCGCUCAGGAGGACCCAGUCCGACCUUGUCUGACUCAGAGCCCCGCGUCUGCUUGGCUUGUAGCGCGGUGAAAAACUGUAGAGCUGCCGAGGAAAUCCUCUUCAGGCGCGCACAACUUUGGCUUUCAUUCAUGUAUUUUUUGUCAUCGCUUCUCAUCUACGCCGUGCACAGGAACAAGCAAACUACUCCAAGCUCUUCCGCAUAUUGGACUUCUCUCCCCAGCGGUGUCCCUGCAAGGAUUCGGGAAAUGAAGACUCCUGCUGAGACAGAACCAGGGAUUGUUUGAGAUCCAAAUCGUAUUUUUUAUUUUAUUUUUAUUUUUGUCUCCAACAGAUUUUUUUUUUAGUUUAUUACAUUUUUCACUCCCUGUGUGAAAUAAUUAAUUGCUUUCCUUGGGUCGCAACAUAAACCUAGAACUGGACGAGCCUUUGUUGUGCGUUGUACAGUACCGCACAAUUUUAAUCAGAAUGUAUUUUGUUUAGGACAGGCUCUGAUUUAUACAAAGUGUCACAUUUAGGGAUGGCGAACGACUGCAAUCGCAAUAUUGUUGAAAACUACAUCUGCCAUAAACUCUCCAAACGGGGAUUUGUGUGGGGAUCUAACGGGGUCCGGGACGACGAUGCUGCUAAUAACGGAGGUUUAGGCGAACAUUCGCCGACUUUGGUCCGGCGAUGCCGCGAUGCAGGACCGGGGCCCGACAGCGACCCCCACCGCCUCUACAGGCGGCUCUCCCAGUCCGACCAGCACGUAGACAUCCACCGGGUCCUGCGCGACGCUGGGGACGAACUCGAGAGACUGUACCAGUUGGACUUCGUGGAGAUGUCGCAGCAGCUGUACCUCACCGGGGACACCGCCAGGACGAGGUUCGCAGAGGUCAUAGACGAACUGUUCCGGGACGGCGUGAACUGGGGUCGGAUUAUAGCUUUCUUCGAGUUCGGGAGCACUGUGUGCGUGGAGUGCGCCUCCAAGGAGGAGAUGUCAUCACAAGUGAACAACAUCGCGGAGUGGAUGACGGGAUAUUUAAAUGGACCUCUUGACAGCUGGAUACAAGAUAACGGGGGAUGGGAUGCGUUUGUGGAUCUGUACGACAGACAAAAGGAGUCUAUCUUCAGCUGCUACUGGCCGUCCAUUAAGACUGUCUUUGGCCUGGCUGCGCUUGGGGCGGCCAGCAUCACCAUCGGGGCAUACCUUGCACAAAAGUGAACCUUCUCUUUCUCUCUCGACUCCAUCGGCUCAACUUUAUUUCUCAGCACCGUCCUCCUCCUUUUUUUUCCUUGUGCCCCUGUUUUCCAGAUGCCCCUGACCCCCUCAGAGACAACCUUCAGACUGAAUCUGGCUCUCUUCAAAGCCUCUCUGUGAACGCUUCUUUUCCUCUUGCCUCCUUCUGUCAAAAACAGAGACAAAUCAAAAAAACUGCAGAGGGAACCAGAGGCACGCCCCAAAGAUGCAAGAGGUGUAAGCACACUAAACUGAGUGAAGUUGAGGAGGAUCAAGAAAUGCAUGCAUUUUUCUUUAAUUUCCUGCCUGCUUCUGUACUAGUUUACGGCAUGAACCUUUGAAUGGUAGAGUAUAGACAUAAUGUGCAAGUGUGAGACCUGUUUUAUGAGGGCUUGGUGAUGAUGAAGCAGUAGCAGCAGACCCCACCCCCCACGUAUUAUAGGAUGAAGGACCCUGUUUGAGAUGUGGACUCCAGAUACCUCCUUACAACCGUCCUUCAAAGCACUUCUUCUGCAGAAAAGCUGCUCAGAACGUGUAAUGGAAACAGCUCACUGCAGCCAGCACAGCAUGUGUCUACUGUUUUCACUCCUCACACAGCUCAGGUGAACACAUUGCACCAUUAUACUCUCUCUCUCUCUCUAGGUCUGUAAUGGAGGUAAAGGAAGCCUGAGUUUGGCUCAGCUAAAAGCUCCUUGAUUUUUGUGUUGGGUUUUAUUUUUCUUGCAUGCCAAACCAAAUAAGGAGUUGUGUGUGUUUAUGUGUGCAUCUUCAAGGAGUAUAAAAUGUUGCGUGAAGGUAUGUUGCCAAGUGAGAGAAACGUGGAGCCGUGUGCACAGAGAGAAUGAGUUAGAGGUACAAUAAAUGUUGCUUUCUGCAGCCUCCGUCGUCUAACGGGACAAUUUUAAGAACGCAUUUCUCAAGCAGCGUAAUGUGAAAAAGUUCACCCCUUUUGCUAAAUGUAUAGCUUUACUAUUAGCACAAACAACUCAAGAGUUUUGUGACAGCAUCAGUCCUCCUUCAAUUUGUGGUCUGAUUGCCUGGUCUCGCCCAGGUUUCAGUGUGUCCUCCGGUUGCUGCUGCCCUGCAGUAACUCAAUAAUGAAUCCGUUCUGACAGAAAUCUGUUGACAUGGACUGAGAAAUUUUCUCCUGUGGCCACAUGUGACUGGGUGGAAAUCAAGUCAGCAGCAUUUCAGUCCUGGACUCCAUCUUGCUGGAACCUGAGAUGUCCCCCCCCUUCUGUCUGGCCACUGAAAGCAUCCGGGGAAUUGAUUUUUUUAUUCCUUUCAGCCUGUUUUAUUGAUGUUCGUAUUGUGUUGCAGUCUGAUGGAUAAUUCUUUAAAAAUAUUUUGGUUGUGCCCAACCUCCCAGCCUUUUUAAUGGAGAGGUGAUUUUAAUUUUCUGUCUCAGAAAAUCUCCAACGUCUGUGUUUCGUGGAUGACGAUUGAUCACGACGUGUAACCGUUUUUUACAACGCGACAGGCUAUAGAGAAGAAAUAAUGAAUAAAGCUACAUUUCUUUAAUUUAUUUUAAGGUACAAGAUAACAGACUUUCAGAAUAAAACUAGUCACUUUUAUUUUCCUUUUUCUAUGGAAUCACACUGUAAACUACAUCGUUUCCUGGCUGCUAAUAUAAUAAUGUGUAGAAAUGAAUCUUUGUGUUGCAUUGAUGUCAGCUUCGAGGCUGCUAUACUGUCAAGUCUAAAACUUUUCCUCACAGCUUAAACUGCCACAAGUUCACAGUAUAAGUGUAGAGAGCUGGAAACCAAAGUAAACGUGUUCUGAUCUUUCAUUUAAAACGUAUCUUACAGAGAAUACCGCGCCAUGCAAGAAGUUUUUUCACAUUUUGUCACAUUACACAAAAUAAAGUCUUUGUUUUUUAUUGGGAUUUUACAGGACACACCCAACACAAAGUCUUGCAGAAUUCUGAGGUGAAGAGAACAGGAUACAUGACUUUUUAACAAAAGAAAAAAUAUAUAUCUAAACUGUGGUGUGCAUUAUAUUCAGCCCCCUUAACAAUGAUGACCCUAAAUAAAAUCAAAGUGCAACCCGGCGAAUGUCAGUAUAAAAGCAGCUAUUCUGUGGACAUUAGUGAACAAAACGCAUCACAAAGGCCAAGAAACACACCAGACAGGUCAGGGGUUAAAUUGUGAAGAACUUUAAAACAGUUUUAGACUAUAAGACAGUGUCCCAAGAUUUGACCAUCUCAUAAAGCACUCCUCAAUCCAUCAUGAAAACGGAAGGAGUAUGACUUAACCCACACCUACAAAGAUACGGCCGUCCAUCUAAACUGGAAGGCCUGGUGGGAAGAACAUUAAGCAGAGAAGCCACCAAGAAAGUCAUGGUAACUCUGGAGAAGGUGCAGAGGUCCACAGCUCGUUUUGGGAGAAUCUGUCAGCAGGACAAAUCUUAGUUAUGCACUCUAUGAAUCUUGCCUUUUAAGAGGAAAGUGGCAGUAAGAAAGACACUGUUGAAAGUAAAGCGUGAGAAGUCAUGUGUAAAGUUUGCCGUGAACUGUGUAGGGGAUACAGUAAAUGUGGAAGAAGGUGUUCGGGUCAGAUGAGGCCAAAACUGAACAUUUUGGCCUAUGCAAAAAUUGCUGCAUGUUCCAGAUAUCUAACACUGCAAAUCUUCCUGAUCCAAUCAUCCCUUUAGUAAAAGAUGGUGGCGACUGCAUCAUGCUGUAGGAAUGCUUUUCUUCAUCAGGGACAGAGAAGCUAGUUGGAGCUGAUGUUAAGAUGGAUGGAGCUGAAGCACGGCAAUCCUGAAAGAAAACCUGCUGAGACUGAGGUGGAUGUUCACUUUCCAGCAGGACAGCCAUACUGACAAUAUAGCCAGAGCUGGGAUGGAAUAGUUUAGGUCAUACAAAACGCUGUGUGGUGUCAAAAGAAUAACUUUAAACAUCACAGUAAAAAUACCAUCUCCAUUGUAAAACAUGGUGGUGGCAGCAUCGUGCUGUGGGCAUUGCAUUCAAUUGAGGAUCUGUAUCAAGGCCCUCUUCUUCCAGGUUGACUGAGCUUGAGCUGCUGCGAAAAGCAGGUGUAGACAUACCUUUAAAGACCUGCAGAUAUAACUGCAGCAAAAGGUGAUUCUACAAAGUAUUGACUUAGAGGGCUGAAUACAAAUGCACAGAACACUUUAGAUACCAUGCAUCUUUUUCCUCGCUCUUUCCAAUUAUGCAUGAUUUUGUGUUGGCCUAAUCACAUCAAGUCCCAAUAAAACACCUAGAGGUUAGUGGCUGUAACUUUAAACUGUGCAAAAUGUGGAGAAAUUCAAUGCGUAGGAAUACUUUUGCAAGGCACUGUGGUUUCAGAUCACUGAGAGGUUUCUGUGUAGUGUAACUGUACUAUAACCACUUCAUUUUCAUCAGCUUUGUGCUCACACAAUAACUAAUGUGUAAAAUGUCAAAUACCAGAUCUAAAACUCCUCUUUUUACUACCACAGCUCAGAGUGACGCGCGUGUUUGUAUGAAACAGAGGGCGAUUCCUGCACAGGAGUAAGAAGAACUUAACAGCAAUAUACUGUAAUUUUUACAUCCUCUGUGCAUAUAUGAAUGUAGCACUCUUGUUGCUGUACUGUUUCAUUGUCUAUACUCUAUUCAAAAACUUGUAGCACUUAUUAAAAAAGAAAGUGAGUUGUGUUCCUGUUGUUUACUGCUAUAUCCACAAUAAGCUAGUGGGAUCAUAUUGUUCCUAAUAAAUCAGAUUUCUCUGGCAGAUGCAGUCUUGA
This is a messenger RNA of Girardinichthys multiradiatus, 5255 nucleotides long. It is a transcript of the gene bcl2b, whose product is annotated as BCL2 apoptosis regulator b. NCBI's taxonomy places the organism in Eukaryota, Metazoa, Chordata, Actinopteri, Cyprinodontiformes, Goodeidae. Gene Ontology annotation, molecular function: protein heterodimerization activity; protein homodimerization activity. The record is from RefSeq and is a predicted model, not a curated record. Gene Ontology annotation, biological process: negative regulation of intrinsic apoptotic signaling pathway; extrinsic apoptotic signaling pathway in absence of ligand; intrinsic apoptotic signaling pathway in response to DNA damage. The transcript has 2 exons. Gene Ontology annotation, cellular component: mitochondrial outer membrane. The coding region runs from base 831 to 1514 and encodes 227 amino acids.